AUGGCUUUUAACUUGGUGCAAUCUCACUCGGGAGCCGAGCUAGGGCCGGAACUAUCCGAUGUCUUUACAGAUGAAGUCGGCUUCAGAGGCCUCUCCGGCGAUGCAAAUAUACGUUUCUUACCUACCCCUUGGCCCGAAGAUGCUCUUCCAUCCCCAACCUCUUCUCUCCUAGCUGUCGCCCAAAGCAAAGGAAUUGUUGUUGGUGCCGGCCCAGACGCGCUUGUGAUCGCAAGUACCGAAUAUGUCAGGAAAUCUAUCGAGGCACCGGCAGGAGAGGACAUGGAUAAAACAAAACCUUUCCAACCACAAAUCACUAUUCCUCUUCCUGCGCGACCUACGCACGUUGCAUUUACUGCGAACGAUGAUGCUCUUAUUCUAGCAACGGAAAACGGCUCCCAAUUAUCCGUUUUCCAAACAUCCGAUAUCAUGCAAGGGAAUGCGCAACCAGCCAUAUCAAUUCCUACAAAUGGCGCAUCCAUUCGGGCACUUGCGCCCAACCCAGACCCCAACUCGACUUUUGUUGCUCUUGUCACUGCCAAUGGCGAGCUACUGGUCGCGGACUUGAAAGCUGGAAAUCUCGUUUCGGGUGCCAAUGGCCCAAUUCUUAGAAACGGGGUUAGCAGCGUGGCAUGGAGCAAUAAGGGAAAACAGCUUGUGGCUGGAUUGGUAGACGGAACAGCGGAUCAGAUGACUGCUGACGGGACAAAGAAGGAUACAGUUCCUCGUCCAGCGGACCUUGAAAAUGAUUGCCAUGUUUCUUCUGUUUCAUGGCUCGAGAACGACAUAUUUUUCAUGGUAUACACCCCAAAUGCACCGGACGACGGCAAUGGACAAAACCCAGCAUCUUUCUACUACAUAAUCACGAGACGAAAACAGGCACCUUUCCUUAUUCAGAAGCUGCCUGAAAUAUGCUCCACAAUGGGGUUCGCGAUGAAGCGCUCGCCGGCCUUUAACUUCACUGUGCGACUGCGAGACUAUAAGCCUGGCUUGAAGGACGUACUGAUCGUUUCAUCGACUGCGUCCACUGACGUUGGACUUAUCACCCGGUCUGAACAGCCCCUAGGAAGCGACGACGCCUCGAGGGCCCUAGUGGGUCAAUUCGCGACCACUGAGGUGAAUGAUGAUGCCAAGAGAGCAUCAGUCCCAUUGAAGGAUUCCGUUGAUGAGACUUCUGUAAUUGGUCUAGCUGCAGACUUAACUUGCGCCGAUACUGUCGUUGCACCCAUUCCGGGAGAGGAUAUCUCAGAAAGUUCAACGCCUCUGCCUGGUCUUCUUCUUCUCAACAAUGACGGUAUCCUCUCAUACUGGUGGUUUGUUUAUUCUGAUGCCAUUCGUCAGAAAUUGCCAUAUCCUGGUCUAGUUUCGGUUUCCCAAUCAUCUCUCGCAGGCUCUCAAAUCCAGCCCCCUGCUGCCACUCCUGCACCCGCCUUGACGCAACAGCAACCUGCUUUUGGACAGUCUUCCUUCGGGUCCCCAUCAGCUAUGGGCUCAUCUGCCUUUGGCAAACCAUCUGGUGGUGCUUCUUUUAGCAGCCCAUCUCCUAUGGGCUCAUCUACUAUGGGGGCAACUGCAUUCGGAAAGCCAGCAUUUGGGAGCCCUUCUCAAAUGAGUGGUGGAUCGACCCCGGCUUUCGGUAAGCCUUCGUUCGGAACUCCUUCUCAACCUGGUGUUGGUUUUGGCACUACGAGCACACCGGGCCAGGCGCAAUUUGGCAAGUCUGGAUUCGCCGCUGCAAGUCCCGCAGCGAGUCCUUUCGGACAGCCCAAUAACACAGGAAAGUCACUUCUCGGAACUGGAUCUGGCUCCACAGGCGGCGGGUUCGGUGCGUUCUCUGGUGGGGGAGGAGGUGGAUUCGGUGGCCUUGCAGCAUCUAGUACCACUGAAUCGCCGUUUGGUAAGCCUACGGGGCAGAGCACCUUUGCUGCUGCGCCGGGAUCUUCGCCGUUUGGAGCUAAACCACAAUCAGGGACAGCAUUCCCUCCCCCUUCCAACGAGGUUAAGAAUCCAUUUGGCGGCGGUGGAGCCGCUGGCUUCAAACUCGGUUCCUCCUUUAAACCAGAUGGAACAGCUUCUACUGAUAUUCCCAAGUCUGAUAUCAAAUCUUCAGGGGCGUUCUCUUUUGGUGGUGCUUUCGAUGAAAUGGUUUCAACGUCUGACAGAACAAGCCCAAAGACAGAGUCUAUGGAUGACGUAGAAGACUCUACUGCUGAGGCUGCACCGCCAGUGAAUACCGAACCAGUUUCAAUGUUCGGUAAGCCGACUCCUGCAACUAGUACUUCUUUGUUUGGAAAGCCGACUACCAGCACCACAUCACCUUUCGGAAAGCCAGCACCUACCACUACUUCGCCAUUCGGAAAGCCAAUAACCACAACCGGCACAUCAUUAUUCGGCAAGCAACCACCUGCAAGUGAGCCCACGCCUCAACCUUCAAGCCCAUUCGAGAAGCCACAGCCAAGCCUUUCCAUGUUUGGGAAAAAUACGACCGCUCAGGGAACUUCUCAGUUCUCGUCCCAACCUCAGAUCACAAGCCCUUUGUCGGCGCUUUCUGACAAAACUGCUACACCAAAACGAGAGCAGUCUGGCUCUACGCCCACUUUCUCGUCAUUCGAUACACCGCUUCCCCCCGACCCUACCAGUAGGGAUAGUUACGCUCCUGGUGAUACAUCGGCGUCCUCAAAUGUAUCUAAGAGCUCUGUUGAGGAUGCGCCGCUCCCUCCAGAUUUCCUGUCUCAGAAGAAAUCUUCUAAGGCCGAGGAAGCACCACUUCCACCGGAUUUCCUAUCUCAGAAGAAGUCUUCUAUCAAGGCCGAGGAAGCGCCGCUUCCACCGGAUUUCUUCCAAUCAAAGCCUAAAUCUGCAGUCUUGGAGGAUAAUGUGCCUGUUCCCGAAUCAGAUGUGGAUUCGGAGGAAGAUGCAGAUGAAGACGAGGAAGAAGACGGGGGCGAAGAUGAGGAGGAGGAAGAGGAGGAGGAAGAGGAGGAGGAAGAGGACGAUGAUCAAUCCGACUUCAGCGAUAGUGGCGAGGAGAUUACGCACGAUGAGACGAAAAUGCCAACCCCAAAGCACUCGGCCCAGAGCUCCUUUGGAGGUUUUUCUGACAAGAGCUCUCCUGGGGGCUUCUUUGGAGGAAAUUUCAUGAAGGGUGUUCCAAAGCAAGGCCAUGCUGCAAGCACCUUGUUUGGUGAAAUUUCCAAGCAACCCCAUCUUCCACCCCCCGGACGCGCAGCACAAAGUGCGCGCGAGCCAUAUCGGUCGCCAAGCCCCACCCGUACCAAGCCGCAGAAGAGCACUUUGUUCAAAACCCGAACAGAGAAGCCAGCUGGAAGCACACUACAUGCUCGUAAGACUUCCUUGACACAGGUCGCCGAACGGCGCGGUGAUCGUUUAAGAAAAGUCAGUGAUACUGCUCAAGAAGAACAGACCCGUGCUCGCCAGGCUGCGCAACAACGCCAAGAAGAAGAAGAAGCUCUGUCCCUUUCUGAAGAUGAUGAGGACGAGAGACUUCGUGCGGACCUUGCUCGCCCAGUUGAACCUGUUUCUACACUUGACCCAUUCUUACCUCACCAGAACUACAUGGGCGAGACGGCCAAGCCAGGUAUUCCGGGGAUGGUUGAACGACUCUACCGCGAUAUCAACUCCAUGGUCGAUACUCUGGGUAUCAAUUCGCGUUCAAUGGAGGCAUAUCUCCUAUAUCAGCAAGGCUCUCAGGCUUCAGGCGUCAACAAGUUAGUUGACAUCCUCCAAAGUGAGCAGCCCGCCGAUGUCCUCGAUGAAAAGCUGUUUUUGCGAGAUAUCAGCAAACUUGAGGAGGUCGUCGGUGAUCUUGCUCGCUCUCUUGAUGCGCAACGUGUGCAGGGGGUGGAGGAGAAACUCAAUCAAUGUCGCGACUUGCUGACCAAAGAUAUUGUGACUCUUCGCGGCCAAUGUGCUAGUAUUCGCAAGACCUUAGAUGCGCACACAGACACCGGUGCCAUUCUCGCAGCACCUCUUUCUGCGGAACAUGCCGCUCUGCAGCAUGAUCUCCGGACUACUUUUACAAACGUGCAAAGUAAGAUGGCAGAACUGGAGCAAGGCGUCUCCUUAUUGCGAGCUAAGAUUGCCGACGUCCCUCGUACCGAUGGCGAUUCACGGCAGUUGAAGCGACCAACAGUGGAGGCUGUUACCAAAACCAUCGCUACUAUGAUGAGUAUGGCUGAGAACAAGAGCAGUGAUAUCGAUGUUCUAGAAGCUCAGAUGCGGAAGCUCGGUAUUGACAUGACAAGCACUGGCCCCAGCAGCCGUGAAGGAUCACCGUACACCACCCCCCGUAAGAAUGUCGGUCGUUUCCCAACCACCCCUGGCUCUCGUGGCUCUGUCGACAACAGCGCCUAUCACACACCUGAUUCCGCUUCUCGCGGCGUUAGCUUCCGGGCUAGCAUCAAUGGCUCUGCCAGACAGAGCCGCCUUCGCAGUGUUGAGACCUUCGCGCCCGCGGUUGCACAGGAGGAGAAUGCUCGCUGGAGAGUCAAGACGCAACGGCGUCAACAGCUUGUUGGCAACCUGAAGGCGGCCAUCGAAAAGAAAGAGAUCCAUGUUCGGAGUGUUGAUGAAUUCUAG
This is a messenger RNA of Penicillium verhagenii, 4596 nucleotides long. RefSeq names its product FG-nucleoporin NUP159. Gene Ontology annotation, biological process: protein import into nucleus; RNA export from nucleus. Bases 1 to 4596 code for a protein of 1531 amino acids. Lineage: Eukaryota; Fungi; Ascomycota; Eurotiomycetes; Eurotiales; Aspergillaceae. The record is from RefSeq and is a predicted model, not a curated record. Gene Ontology annotation, cellular component: nuclear pore. The transcript has 3 exons. Gene Ontology annotation, molecular function: structural constituent of nuclear pore; protein binding.